Molecule: messenger RNA, 582 nt
Organism: Ostertagia ostertagi
Lineage: Eukaryota; Metazoa; Nematoda; Chromadorea; Rhabditida; Trichostrongylidae
Source: the annotation of a GenBank genome assembly
AUGUAUGCUGCAGGGAAACCGGCUGACUGUUCUCAUCAUUACAGAGCAUUAGCGAUCCUCGUGUCUUCCCCGCCGAGUCCCACAGGUUCAUUGAGCGGCUAUGCAACUUUUCAGGCCAAUGGCAACGUGUCUGAGUAUAUCUUCGUGGAGAAACAUGCUAAAAGGCGAGCACGCACUGGAAAGUAUGCCGUAGCUGGUUCUAUGGAAUGGCGAGUAUUGGCUGAGCGCUAUGGUUGCUCAUUGGUGGAAUUCACUGUGGAUAAGUUUGCGCGUCAUCUUCCACGUUUGAUGUUUUCCCACUUGCUGUGUCCUAUACUUGGAGACGAGCUGUAUGGAAAUCGUCUUAUUGAAAUUGAUGGCAGACCGGCAACGGUUCAACCGAAAGAUUUACGACGUGUCAGGAAUCGACGGUAUUUCCCUGAAGCCCUCACAGAACGUUUUGGUGUGUCUGCAAUGGAGUUACAAAAAACGAUGCCACUAUAUUGUCAUGUGCAUUCCACGUUUUUUCCGCGAUACGGUUGGGUGCUUGGUCGACCGCGGAGUGAACAGGAAGUCGCUGAUCUUUAUGCCAAUACUCCACCU